AUGAGAUUUCCCUCCCUACUGAUGACUGAGUUUCACCCAAGCUUGUUCAGGAGAAAAAAUAAGUCCGAAGACACUCCUGAGGUUGUACCGGAGACCAAGUCUACGUCGAUUCCUCAGAACACUCUCUACGAGGAGCCUUUGGUUUCACAACACCGGGUAAAGAAGAAGUACGUAACUAUAUAUGGGUUUACACCAAGGAAUCUCGAUGCUGUGAUCGACGCUGUUAAGUCUUGUGGGGACGUUUUAGAAGUGGAGUACGGGAAGAACUGGAUAAAUGUUUUAUUUGAUAAUGAAGAAAGCAUAAAAAGAUGUCUGAGAUUGAACACAACUAUGAUUGAAGAUGAGAUUAUAGGGGCUUUCCGACAAGGUGGAGGAAUUAUUGAAGACCACGACAUUUUUGUAAGGAAGAAAGGGGUUUUUACAUCUAUAAUGGAGUAUCUGUUUGGGAAUUAA
This is a messenger RNA of Encephalitozoon romaleae SJ-2008, 453 nucleotides long. RefSeq lists its product as hypothetical. Bases 1 to 453 code for a protein of 150 amino acids. The transcript has a single exon. The record is from RefSeq and is a predicted model, not a curated record. NCBI's taxonomy places the organism in Eukaryota, Fungi, Microsporidia, Unikaryonidae. Gene Ontology annotation, molecular function: nucleic acid binding.